Messenger RNA from Radiomyces spectabilis, 501 nucleotides. RefSeq lists its product as uncharacterized. NCBI's taxonomy places the organism in Eukaryota, Fungi, Mucoromycota, Mucoromycetes, Mucorales, Radiomycetaceae. The annotation marks the transcript as partial. The record is from RefSeq and is a predicted model, not a curated record. The transcript has 2 exons.
UUGCCAAUCCUUAUUGCCUUUGCUGCAGUGGGCGUUCUAUCCAUUUUUUCCUUUAUUUUCUGCAUGAUAUACCGAUGUGCAACACAGAAAAAAUUGCGACACAAUGACGAUCCGGAUCAGUAUCCUUUUCCACAAUUAUCGCAAAAGCCAGAGAGCGACGCUGCAAAUCCAGGUCGCUCCAUGUCACGCAUUCUUCCGUGGCUGAUGAUAAAAUCACCUAAUAAUGAACGCAUGGAAUCUGAAAGAGACGCUCACAUAAAUGGGGGAAAUAAGACCGAAAUUGUAACGUCAUCUUUGCCUGGCACCUUUGUUCCUAUGCACACCAGUCCGCUGACGUUGGUCCCACGGCAUGAGAUAAUGGGCGAUCCCAGCCGACGACGAGGCGUGGAUGAAGUGGAUAUGUGGGAGCAACGACAACAACAACUACGUCGACCACCCAUGUGGCAAUUUAAUGGCGAUUUUCCCGAUUCGCCGCCGCUAGCCCAACUGCAUGAAACGUCA